AUGUCACCAGCUGCAUUAGGGAGUCAGCCAGUCCUCUGCAACUCUGAAACCAAAGAGGAAGUGAGCAAAUGCUGUUGGGAAGAUGGUGCCAAUAGGUUGGCUCAAUGCAAGGUUGCCACAAACCCUCGAUUUGUAAAAAGCACGGUAAGUGUAAAAUGGGGACUGCUAGUAACGUUUCUGAACGUCUCACCAGGCCACCGAGCUGUGUACAUCGGUGUUCACGUUCCGUUUAGUAAAGAGAGUCGCCGGCGUCACAGGCAUCGCGGACACAAGCAUCACCACCGGAGGAGAAAGGACAAGGACUCGGACAGAGAGGAUGGACGGGAGUCUCCUUCUUACGACACGCCAUCCCAGAGGGUGCAGUUCAUCCUUGGCACUGAGGACGACGAUGAGGAGCACAUGCCCCACGACCUCUUCACGGAGAUGGACGAGCUGUGCUACAGGGACGGGGAGGAGUACGAGUGGAAGGAGACGGCCAGAUGGCUGAAAUUUGAAGAGGAUGUUGAAGAUGGUGGUGACCGGUGGAGUAAACCUUAUGUGGCAACUCUUUCUUUACAUAGUCUUUUUGAGCUGAGAAGUUGCAUCUUAAAUGGAACAGUCAUGCUGGAUAUGAGAGCAAGCACUCUCGAUGAAAUAGCAGAUAUGGUACUGGACAACAUGAUUGCCUCUGGCCAGUUGGACGAGUCCAUCAGAGAGAAUGUCAGAGAAGCCCUUCUGAAGAGGCACCACCAUCAGAAUGAGAAGAGGUUCACCAGCCGGAUCCCCCUAGUUCGAUCUUUUGCAGACAUAGGCAAGAAACAUUCUGACCCUCACUUGCUUGAAAGGAACGGUAUUUUGGCCUCUCCACAGUCUGCACCUGGAAACUUGGACAAUAGUAAAGGUGGAGAAAUUAAAGGUAAUGGAAGUGGAGGAAGCAGAGAAAAUAGUACUGUUGACUUCAGCAAGGUUGAUAUGAAUUUCAUGAGAAAAAUUCCUUCAGGAGCGGAGGCAUCCAAUGUUCUGGUGGGAGAGGUGGAUUUUUUAGAAAGACCUAUAAUUGCGUUUGUGAGACUGGCUCCCGCUGUUCUUCUCUCAGGGCUAACCGAAGUCCCCGUCCCUACAAGGUUUUUGUUUCUGUUAUUGGGGCCUGCAGGCAAGGCUCCACAGUAUCACGAAAUUGGAAGAUCAAUAGCCACCCUCAUGACAGAUGAAAUUUUUCAUGAUGUAGCUUAUAAAGCAAAAGACAGAAAUGACCUCUUAUCUGGAAUUGAUGAAUUUUUAGAUCAAGUGACCGUCCUACCUCCAGGAGAGUGGGAUCCUUCCAUACGCAUAGAGCCGCCAAAGAGUGUUCCAUCUCAGGAAAAGAGAAAGAUUCCUGUAUUUCCCAAUGGAUCUGCCCCCAGCUCUGGUGACGCCCCGAAGGAGGCAGCGCACCACGCGGGGCCCGAGCUCCAGAGGACUGGACGGCUUUUUGGUGGUUUGAUACUUGACAUCAAAAGGAAAGCACCUUUUUUCUUGAGUGACUUCAAGGAUGCAUUAAGUCUGCAGUGCCUGGCCUCGAUUCUUUUCCUAUACUGUGCCUGUAUGUCUCCUGUAAUCACUUUUGGAGGGCUGCUUGGAGAAGCUACAGAAGGCAGAAUAAGUGCAAUAGAGUCUCUUUUUGGAGCAUCAUUAACUGGGAUUGCCUACUCGUUGUUUGCUGGGCAACCUCUCACAAUAUUGGGGAGCACAGGUCCAGUUUUAGUGUUUGAAAAAAUUUUAUUUAAAUUCUGCAGAGAUUACCACCUCUCCUAUCUGUCUCUGAGAACCAGUAUUGGUCUGUGGACCUCCUUCUUGUGCAUUGUUCUGGUUGCAACAGAUGCAAGCAGCCUGGUGUGCUACAUCACGCGGUUCACCGAGGAGGCUUUUGCAGCUCUCAUCUGCAUCAUAUUCAUCUACGAGGCUUUGGAGAAGCUCUUCCAUUUAGGAGAAACAUAUGCAUUUAAUAUGCACAACAAUUUGGAGGAACUGACCAGCUACUCAUGUGUGUGUGUUGAGCCUUCUAACCCUGGCAAUGAUACUCUGAAGACGUGGGAGGAACAGAAUGUGACAGCCCGCGACAUUCCCUGGGGGAACCUCACUGUGUCUGAAUGUAAAAUCUACCAUGGUGCAUUUGUAGGAUCAGCUUGUAGUCUCCAUGGACCUUAUAUUCCAGAUGUGCUCUUUUGGUCUGUCAUCUUAUUUUUCACAACAUUUUUUCUGUCUUCAUUCCUCAAGCAAUUUAAGACCAAGCGCUAUUUUCCUACCAAGGUGCGCUCGACAAUCAGUGACUUUGCUGUAUUUCUCACCAUAGUAAUAAUGGUUGUAAUUGACUACCUUGUAGGAGUUCCAUCUCCUAAACUUCAUGUUCCUGAAAAAUUUGAGCCUACUGAUAAAAAUAGGGGCUGGAUCAUAAGCCCGCUGGGAGAGAACCCUUGGUGGACCUUGUUAAUCGCGGCCAUUCCAGCUCUGCUAUGCACCAUUCUCAUCUUCAUGGAUCAGCAGAUCACAGCGGUGAUCAUCAACAGAAAGGAGCACAAGUUGAAGAAAGGAGCUGGCUACCACCUUGACCUGCUCGUGGUUGGUGUCAUGCUGGGAGUGUGCUCUGUCAUGGGACUUCCAUGGUUUGUGGCUGCAACGGUGUUGUCAAUAAGUCAUGUCAACAGCCUAAAAGUGGAAUCUGAAUGCUCUGCUCCUGGGGAGCAACCCAAGUUUUUGGGCAUUCGUGAACAGCGGGUGACAGGGCUAAUGAUUUUUAUUCUAAUGGGCCUGUCUGUGUUCAUGACUUCAGUACUAAAGUUCAUUCCAAUGCCUGUUCUAUAUGGCGUUUUCCUUUAUAUGGGAGUUUCCUCAUUAAAAGGAAUCCAGUUCUUUGACCGUAUUAAGCUGUUUGGCAUGCCGGCCAAGCACCAGCCCGACCUGAUCUACCUGCGUUACGUGCCGCUCUGGAAAGUGCACGUCUUCACCGUCGUCCAGCUCACCUGCCUGGUCCUCCUGUGGGUGAUAAAAGCCUCCGCCGCUGCAGUCGUUUUCCCCAUGAUGGUUCUUGCAUUAGUCUUUGUUCGCAAACUCAUGGACCUGUGUUUCACAAAGAGAGAGCUUAGUUGGCUUGAUGAUCUCAUGCCAGAAAGUAAGAAAAAGAAAGAAGACGACAAAAAGAAAAAAGAGAAAGAGGAAGCUGAGCGAAUGCUCCAAGCUGGUGAAGACACUGUGCAUCUUCCAUUUGAAGGGGGAAGCCUCCUGCAGAUUCCAAUGAAGGCGCUAAAAUACAGUGUUGAUCCCUCAGUUGUUAACAUAUCAGAUGAAAUGGCCAAAACUGCACAGUGGAAGGCACUGUCCAUGAACACUGAGAAUGCCAAAGUACCCAGACCUAACACGAGCCCUGAAAAACCUGUAAGUGUGAAAAUAAAUUUUGAAGAUGAACCAAGAAAGAAAUACCUGGAUGCUGAAACUUCCUUAUAGAUUUGAACCAAGAGGAAUCAUAUAUAUAGAUAGAUUAGAUACAUAUACAUAUAUGUGUGUGUGUAUGUAUACGGUGUGUGUUUCGCGUCACUAUAUAUAACAAUAUUGUAUGUCGUGCCCCUUAUGCGUGACUACUGGGGUUUUUUCCUAAAGUAAUGUCUGAAGUUUGUUAGGAGCAUCAUGGAGACUGUGUUUGUAAUGAAAUGGUCUCUUGGAAGUGAGGUACAUGGUUCUUAAUCAAAUAUUUAUUUUUCUGUUGGAAGGUUUUUUUUUUUCUGUUCUGCAGUAGAAAAAUGUGGGGAAAUGCAUUGUCUUUUCUUUAAAUCUAUUCUUUUAAAAAAUAAUCUUUAUUUAAAUCAGUAGCAGAUCAUACCAACCUUAAGUGAUACGUGUUUUGUCGAUACUUUUACAUGUUUUCCUUGAGCUGCUAGGAAUGUGCCCACACGGCUUCCCUUCUGCUCGUGCAGUGAGGGGCGAGCAGGGCGCUGUGCCCGCGCUGGGGUGCGGAGGCCGCUGCGCCCCUCGUCCCGUGCGCGCCCGUCACGUUUCACAGCUGAUGGGGACCUUCUGGCUGCGGGGGUGCAGCAGGGGGACUUUCUAGAUCAGACCUACAGCUUUCACCUUUAUAUUUUUGAAAUUUAUUUUAAACCUUAAAACCUGCACAUCUAGGUUUCCAUUCUGAUAAACAGGUAAAAUUGCAAGUGGUUUUAUAAUUUAACCCUCAUUCCAGUCAUUAGUUAAUGAAUUUUAAAAGCUAUAAAAUACCAGCUUAAACUAGUUAAACUCUGUUGCCUUUAUAGAAUUUUUUUCUGAAUCCUAAUACCCUUUUAGAGCCCCAUAUGCCCACUCUGUUCUCUACCUUUGCUGUCUUUUAUGUAAAAUGUGGUUUCAUUUGUAUCAGGUUCAAGUUCUUGAUUAUUUUUCUGUAAGUAUGAUUAAAUAAUCAGGAGUCAGAAUUCUCUUAAGUGGGUUAAUGAUCAGUAUUACUUUAUUAAGAAUUACCUUUCAUUUUCUCUUUACGUUGUUCUUUCUGCUGUAUAGGUAAUAUUUAAUAGAUUGUUAUCUGUGAUUUCAAGAUAUUUAAUUUAUUUUAAUUGAUAUGAUGCUUAAAUGUUAUAUAAACAUUUGAAAAGAUGACACAUAUAGAGUAAAUUUAAUGUAGAUAGUUGGUGCUCACUUGCAUUUAUGGUUUAUUAUCUGAAAGCAGUUGAUAGAUUUUACAUCUUUGAUAUAAAGCACUGCCCUAUUUGUAUUUUAAAAGAAAUUUAGACUUACUAUGUAUAUAGCUCAGAUUAAUGACAUUCUUCCUAGUUUGUGUUUGUGUGUUUUAUUUAGAUUUUGAUUUUCUGAGCUGUCUUUUUAACUUCUAGCAAAUCUUUUUAGUCAUCUUUUAUAUACUUUUUAGCUCCAUAUGAAAUAAAUAAAUGUUGUUCUUGUUAAGCCUGUAGGACUGGAUGAAUGGGGUUGUGAAACUGAUUUGGCAAAAGGAUGAUUUUUAAAAACCAAACAAGUAUUGAGGAGCCACUGAAAUACUGAAAAUAAUAACAUGAAUGUUAGGAUGAAAAUUUCAAUGAAAUUCCAAUGCUCUCUUUAAUCAGUUCUAAUCAAAGUACAAAAGUAUGAAGAAUUGAUCUUAUAGAAGAGCAUGAGCGAUGCCCAAAGCUGAUGUUUUAGCAGUUCUAGCAAUCCAUUCCAAACUACUUAACAUGAAAUUUCCACAUCUAAGACCAUGGUACCCAAUUCUAGUUAAAAUAAUGGAUUCACUGUCUGCCUCAUGGGAGGCUGGAAAUGUAACUCAUUUUCUUUAGCAAGUGUAGCUGGCAUCUUUUGGUGCCGCCUGAAGAAGAGAUGCAGUGGUACUUGGUGAGAGAGUGUUACCCAUGGUGCUUGUUACUGUUAUGAGCUUCCAGUGAAGUGAGUCCUUUUUGUUCAUAGCAGCAUAAUCCUUUCCAAAGACCCCAGUAUUUGCUGCUGUAAUUUUGUAAACUUCCCUGAUUAACCUGAACAAGACGAUUUCCUCACAUCAUUUCCUUGGGUCUGGACGUCAUAGGGGUAACAAAAUGUGCUUAUUUUACAGGAAGUAAUUUUAAAAUUUAAACUGAAAACUACUUGGGAUCAUAGUGUUUAUGUGAUUUUGUUUAAUUAUGAAAACUAGUUGUCCAGUGUCCGAAAAACCAUGACUUGCAGAAUGCUUUGCACUCCAUGUUUUUACUAUUUUUAAUUGUAAAAUAGUUUCUGCUUUCUUUUGACUACUUGACUUACAAAAUGAUCUGAUAUGACUACUCCACUGAAAAGCAAAGCUAAUUCAUGUUUAAGUAAUAGCUUGUUUUAUGUGGCUAUGAUAUUUUCCCACUGUUUUUGGAAAAUGACCAUCAUGGAUAGCAUUCUUUGAAAGAUAGUGAAAACUAUAAUUUAAUACAUAUAUUGAUUUUUAAAUGUUGCCUUAAAUGCAUAUAGAUGAGCAGUAGUGAUUGCUAUGUACUGAUUUACCUCAAGGUGCAAAAGUAUUAAUAAACCUGUGCAUAUUCCACUUAUAAAAUAAAUUCAUAGAAACAGCCCUGCACUUCCUCAGAUGCCUUGGUUUCCAGGACAGAGCUCAGAGCUGCUGAGUACCCGGGCUGCGGGGCCACUCAGGACAUUCUUUCUUCCACCUGUUUUAUUUAUUAUAGACAUCUGUUUACAGAGACUAGUACCAUCCUCAUGUUGACCAUCUGAAAUUUAGUUUCUUUUGAAUGCUAUUUCACUCUAAAAUUGCAGCUUUGGGGAAGACAAUGAACUCUAGUUACUUCCUUGUGAUAAAAGGAUGAUGCUCUAUAUUCUCUAAUACUAGAUACACAAAGUGAGGUGCAUGAUCUGUCUAACGGGUGUUGUAUAGUGUGAGUGUGCCUGUGUGAAUGAUAUGGUCAAUCAUAAAUCUCUCAAGUUGUUUUAAAAAGCUGUGGCAUAUCAUUGUUCAUAUUUGCCAAGUCUAUAAAAUGUGUAGGACAAUUUUUUACGUGCUAAUGCAUGUAUUUAUAAAGCAGAUUUCUUUACCACUCAAAAUUACUAACUUUGUUUUAUUCAUCUAAAAAUACAUUUCUGUUUCUUCCACAUACCCAAAGUUUAUGUAUAUAUGUAAUAGCUUUAUAACCUUUUCUUUUCACAAAAUGUAGGUUCAAAAUUCUGUAAAAAGAAAAAUGGUUUCUGAAACAGAGGUAUGACACCAGAGCUUGCCGGUUUUAAAGGAUUGUAUCAUGUACAACAGUUAUGUAAAUGUGCUCACCAGUGUAACAUGUGAAUCCUGUUUUAAAAUGCUCAGAUUUCGGAUGUAUAAGCCAUUGAUAUAACAUUGUAAUUCAAAAAUGUUUAAAUUAAAUAAUUUAAUGUUUUAAAUUUAUUUAUGUAGGUCACAUCAUUGUUAUCAUAUGCAAUAGAACUAUGUGAACUGUUUUUUGGUUUAGUCCAACAACUAUUUAUUUUUUUAGAAAGUUAAAGACUUUAAGGACAUUCAAAAUUUUAAAUAGUGUUCAUAAUUCAGAACUUGGCAAUUUUAAUGUAAAGUUGGUUCUUUUCUAACUUCAAAAAGUAAUGUAAGUGUCAAUAGUUGGAAAUGGAAUCACCUAAAGAUCAUUUUUUAAAAUUUAAUUAGCAUAUAUUGACUUCUGCAGUUGACUUAGAGUAUUGUUAACAGUUGUUUUUUUAAUCAGAUUUUUGUGCAUUGAUUGAUUUUUGUGUUGUGGUUUUUCUUUUGUUACUUUCAUAUUAAAAGGUUUUUUUUUGGUUGUUUUGUGUGGGGGGGUUAUCUUCCAGUGUUUGCUCCAUUUAAAUAAAUAGAAAUUGAAUUUUAUUGUUCAUUUAUACAGUAUUUGAUAGCUUCGUAUAAUAAGAACAGUACAGUUCUAAUUUUUAUGACUUUUAUAAUUAUCAAUACAGUGAUAUUUUCUAUUAUAAUAAAAUCCAAAGUAAAUUAAGCAUUUAAAAUGUAGAACUGAUAUUUUUAAUCUAUAUGAAGUACAAGUAUCUACCAGUCUAUAAUGUGAAUAAUCCUGCUUUUCAAAUCUGUUUCAUAAUAUUAGAAGAAAACUAUUUUUUUGGAGAUGUUAUUGAAGUUGGAAGAGCAAUAAAAGUCUACUGAAUCAGUCA
This is a messenger RNA of Odocoileus virginianus texanus, 7581 nucleotides long. The record is from RefSeq and is a predicted model, not a curated record. Lineage: Eukaryota; Metazoa; Chordata; Mammalia; Artiodactyla; Cervidae.